CUUCAGAGCUGGUCAGACUAUGGCCUUUGGAAGGAUUACACAAAAGGACUGGUACAAAAUCCUGGAUGCGAAGCCAUCGGACAGUCUGGCAGAAUUGAAGCGAAAGUACCAAAAACUUGCUUUGCUGUAUCAUCCAGACAAACAGAAGGCAGAUGUGCCAGCAGGAGAAGUGGAGGAGCGUGUGCAGAGGUUCAUCGAAAUUGAUCAAGCGUGGAAAAUUCUAGGGAACGAAGAGACAAAAAAAGAGUAUGACCUGCAGCAGCGUGAAGACAAUCUGACAAAAGAGUGGCCACUACAUGCACAAAUUUAUCUUGAGGAUAUGUCCUGGAAUGAAGAUGAACAAUGUUAUACUCUCUCAUGUCGAUGUGGUGGGAAUUACACUGUCUUCAAGAGUGAAACCAAAGAUGUUUCUUUGGUUUGUUGUGACACGUGUUCACUUGUUAUUGAGAUCCUUCAAUGAUUGUUUCAAUCAAGCCCAGUAAGAGUUACAAACUUUUAAAAAGACUGGACAAACACAGGGUACAGCAU
This is a messenger RNA of Chaetura pelagica (chimney swift), 528 nucleotides long. RefSeq names its product DnaJ (Hsp40) homolog, subfamily C, member 24 (gene DNAJC24). Lineage: Eukaryota; Metazoa; Chordata; Aves; Apodiformes; Apodidae. The record is from RefSeq and is a predicted model, not a curated record. Gene Ontology annotation, molecular function: ferrous iron binding; ATPase activator activity. Gene Ontology annotation, biological process: positive regulation of ATP-dependent activity. The transcript has 5 exons. The coding region runs from base 20 to 460 and encodes 146 amino acids.